Messenger RNA from Dimorphilus gyrociliatus, 1997 nucleotides. Lineage: Eukaryota; Metazoa; Annelida; Polychaeta; Dinophilidae. The record is from the annotation of a GenBank genome assembly.
GGCGGCCACACUACUCUUUCUACUGUCACUGAACUUGGCGGUCACAAGUUGUAAAAAUACCACAGAAAUGCAUAGAAUAGUAACUGAUCUCCUGGCGGAAAAUAAAUAUGACGGAGAAGUUCGACCAAAUAUCGAAACUGGACAACCAGUAGUGUGCUUAGUAAACUUUCGGAUAAAUUCUAUGUCAGCUCUGAGAGAAACGUCAAUGGAGUACGAUAUGAACAUCUACCUCCGUUUAACUUGGAAUGAUCCUCGUCUAUCAUUCUCUCAUAUGAAGGAAUACGAGAAUGAAACGUAUACUCUCUCGCACAAACAAUUUGAAAAAUUGUGGAUCCCUGAUGUUUUCAUUAAAAAUGAAAAAGCUGGUCGUUUGCAUAAUAUGAUUGUACCGAACCGUUUAAUGCGUCUCUUCGCAAAUGGCGAUAUUCUCUUUAGCCAGAGACUAAGUUUAUCCCUGGCUUGCGUAUUAGACCUGGUUAAAUUUCCCUUGGAUAAUCAAACGUGCAAAGUCACUUUUGCUAGCUAUGGUCAUACGACCGAUGAUCUGGAAAUAAUAUGGGACUAUACUAGAUGGCCAACUACAAUAUCGCCAUCUUUAGACGUUCCCGAAUUCAAGUUAAUUGACGUUACCAACCAUAAUUGCAUUUCUAAAACUUCAACCGGCAACUUUUCGUGUUUGGAGGCGAUUUUAUACUUUCAGAGAAAGAUGGAAUAUUAUCUUAUACAAGUCUAUUUGCCGAGUAGUUUGGUUGUUGUUUUGUCGUGGUUGUCGUUUUGGAUUGAUAUAGAAGCGGUACCUGCACGGAUAUCCUUAGGUCUUUUAACCGUUCUAACAAUGAGCACUCAGAAUUCGGAUUUCGCUUCUCAAAUGCCUCGAUUGUCUUACGUAAAAGCGGUGGACGUAUGGAUGGUCAUGUGCUUGGUUUUCGUAUUCGGAGCGUUACUUGAAUACGCUCUGGUCAAUAUUUUGGCUAGGAAACAAAAGCCUAAACAGGAUAAAUUUCUAUCGGCGCUCGUUAAGCAGGCGACGUUGACUGGUCUGCAAAUCUCUGACAAACAAGUACCAGUCAGAAGGCAAGCGAGAUUAGGCAAUUCGAAUAAAAUUGAAGAAGAGACCGAAAUCUUUAAAGAGAAUUGCGCGGAUGACGAUAAGGAAAAGAGUAACGUAACUGAAAAAUUGAACAGAAAUAGAGCUCAAUUCGUGGAUAAAUUUAGCCGAUAUGCCUUUCCUCUAUCUUUCGGCCUAUUUAACCUCUUCUAUUGGAUCUAUUACAGUUAUAUUUAACACUUGUAUAAAGCAAUAUUAAUAAUAAUAUAAAUAAAACUAUUAAUAAAAUUAUAAUAAUAAUAUUAUUAAUAUGAAAGAGACGAAGAAGAAGAAACAUGGAAAAAGAAGAAGGAGGAGAAGAAGAAGAAGCCGAGCAAGAAGAAGAAGAAGAAGAAGAAGAAGAAGAAGAAGAAGAAGAAGAAGAAGAAGAAGAAGAAGAAGGAUAAAGAAAGAGUAAAGCAGAAAUAAUCUGAAAAAGACGUAAAAUAUGCAAAAAAAAGCUAUUGUCUUUUGCAGUUGUAGACUGUGACCAUCCUAAUAGAAAGUAAUAUUUUCCUCAGUGUCUUUGAUUCACUUAGUCCGUUAAAUAAAUUCAUUCGAAAUUUUAUCAAAUGAACUUGGAAUAAGCGUCAGAUGGCACUAGCUGGCAGUUGGACUGCCUAACUGUAGGAAAAUAGAGGUUGAGACAUCUAUAUUUAAUGGCAAACAUAAAUUGUUGAAAAGACUUUUGAUUUUGUUUGUAUUUCUUUUAUACUUGAGAGAAAGAAGGAACAAAGUAAAAUAAAAUUUAAGCCUAAUAUUAGAAGCGUUUCGUCUACACCCCAAACCAAACAGUGGUUAGUAAUUGACUUACAAAACGCUCCUUUGAAAAAAGAAUGCCAGUUCGACUAUAAAUGAUUCAAUACUGUCGAUUUUUUUACUUACUCUUUCCCAUGUUCGAUUUACGGAA